Molecule: messenger RNA, 2202 nt
Organism: Knipowitschia caucasica
Lineage: Eukaryota; Metazoa; Chordata; Actinopteri; Gobiiformes; Gobiidae
Source: the annotation of a GenBank genome assembly
AUGACCUCUGUCUGCAGUACAGCGCCCUCCUCUGGCCGCUGGUGCAGAGCACAAAGCAGCACAAAGGACAGGACGAGACCAGCUGACUGUACCAUGGUGAACCAGGGCCCGCGGGCUGAUCCCGUCUGGGGCAGUGACUCCAGUGCGGGCAGUGCCAGUGGAGGAGACAGCUCCAAGGAAUCCUCCAGGUGCUCCACCCCUGUGCUGGAUGCAGACCGCUCCGACCGCCUCCGGGAGAAGAUGAGGAGGAGGACCGAGUCUGGAGACCACUGGUUCUCCCUCGAGUUCUUCCCCCCACGCACUGCCAGCGGAGCCGUGAACCUCAUCUCCAGGUUUGACCGUAUGGGAGCUGGGGGUCCCCUGUUCAUUGACAUCACCUGGCACCCGUCUGGAGACCCCGGCUCAGACAAAGAGACGUCGUCCAUGAUGAUCGCCAGCACCGCGGUCAACUACUGCGGCCUGGAGAGUGUUCUGCACCUGACCUGCUGCAACCAGAGCAUCGACACCAUCAACACACACCUGAGGAAGGCCCAGAGGCUGGGGCUCAAGAACAUCAUGGCCCUCAGAGGAGACCCUGUGGGCACGGACUGGGAGGAAGAGGAAGAAGGAUUCAACUUCGCUGUGGAUCUGGUCAAACACAUCCGCUCUGAGUUUGGAGACUACUUUGACAUCUGUGUGGCAGGGUACCCGACCGGGCACCCGGAGGCGGAUAGUUACCAUAGCGACCUGCAACACCUGCAGGAGAAGGUCUCGGCAGGAGCAGACUUCAUCAUCACUCAGCUGUUCUUCAGAGCAGAGACCUUCCUCACCUUCGUCAAGGACUGUAGAGCCCUGGGCAUCAGCUGCCCCAUCCUGCCAGGCAUCUUCCCCAUCCAGGGGUACCAGUCUCUGCGGCAGCUGGUGAAAUUGUCCAAACUGGAGGUACCAGAGGAGAUCACCAAAGUCAUCGAGCCAAUCAAAGACAACGACGCGGCGAUCCGGAACUAUGGGAUCCACCAGGCGGUACAGAUGUGUCGGGUUCUGCUGGACUCCGGGGCGGUACCAGGACUGCACUUCUACACUCUGAACAGAGAGGUCGCCACCAUGGAGGUCCUGAGGGGACUCGGGCUGUGGCAGGAGGACCCCAGGAGGCCCCUCCCCUGGGCGGUCAGUGCUCAUCCCAAACGCAGAGUGGAGGACGUGAGGCCGAUCUUCUGGGCAUCAAGACCCAAGAGCUACAUUUACAGAACCCAGGACUGGGAUGAGUUUCCCAACGGCCGCUGGGGGAACUCCUCCUCUCCAGCUUUUGGUGAGCUGAACGACUACUACCUGUUUUACUUGAAGAGUAAGUCGUCCAAAGCCGCGCUGCUGCAGAUGUGGGGGGCGGAGCUUCACAGCGAGAAGAGUGUGUUCGAGGUCUUCACCAGCUAUAUCGCUGCUCUGCCCAACCACACAGGCCACAGGGUGCUGUGUCUGCCCUGGAACGACGAGCCCCUGGCCCCUGAGACAAACCUCCUGAAGGACCAGCUACAGAGGGUGAACCAGCGAGGAGUCCUGACCAUCAACUCUCAGCCCAACAUCAAUGGGAAGUCCUCCACAGACCCCAUCGUGGGCUGGGGGCCACCAGGAGGAUACGUGUUCCAGAAGGCGUAUCUGGAGUUCUUCACUUCCAGCGAGAACGUGACGGCGCUCCUCAAAGUUCUGAAGAAGUAUGAGCCACGGGUUAACUACCACAUCGUCAAUGUCCACGGUCGUAACCUGACCAACGCCCCGGACAUGCAGCCCAACGCCGUCACAUGGGGAAUCUUUCCCGGACGAGAGAUUGUUCAACCCACUGUGGUUGACCCCGUCAGCUUCAUGUUCUGGAAGGACGAGGCCUUCGCUCUGUGGAUUGAACAAUGGGCCAAACUCUACGAGGACGAGUCUCCGUCUCGGAUGAUCGUUCAGUACAUCCACGAUAACUACUUUCUGGUGAAUCUGGUGGACAACGACUUCCCUCUGGAGUCCUGUCUGUGGCAGGUCCUGGAGGAUAUGUUCGAGCUGCUGCAGAGCGAGCUCAGGCCGCGGCUCCUCCCCCUGCAGGCUGUUGAACUCCUCCCCCCUCACAGCGGCUCCUCCCCCUGCAGGCUGUUGAACUCCUCCCCCCUUCACAGCGGCUCCUCCCCCUGCAGGCUGUUGAACUCCUCCCCCCUCACAGCGGCUCCUCCCCCUGCAGGCUGUUGA